Messenger RNA from Rhagoletis zephyria (snowberry fruit fly), 616 nucleotides. RefSeq names its product Ecdysone-induced protein 63F 1 (gene Eip63F-1). The record is from RefSeq and is a predicted model, not a curated record. Lineage: Eukaryota; Metazoa; Arthropoda; Insecta; Diptera; Tephritidae. Gene Ontology annotation, molecular function: calcium ion binding.
AUGCUUCGAAUUCACUUACAAUGUUUUCCUCUUUUCCUUUCAGAUCUGCGAACAGCAUUCGAUCUCUUGGACAGAAAUCGCGAUGGUCGCGUGACAGCAAAUGAGCUGCAAUUUAUGUUAAAAAAUCUUGGUAUAAAUGUGCGAGACGAAAUCAUACACGAUCUCAUACGGGAAGCAAGCCAUUCUGGAAAUGGGUUAAUAAACGAGGCUGAAUUCCUGCAAUGGGUUGGGCGCAUUCAGGCGAUACGCGACGAACAGCAACAGCAGCAACAACAGCAUGAAGAAAAUGCAAGUAAACCAGAAGAGAAUGAUGAUGUCACCGAAGAUUUAAUCGCCGCAUUUAGGGUAUUUGAUCGGGACGGCAAUGGUUUCAUUACCCGCGACGAACUACAAACCGCCAUGGAGAUGAUUGGCGAACCUCUCUCAGAAGCACAACUCACACAAUUAUUGGCUAUUGCCGAUUUGGAUCAAGAUGGCCGAAUUAAUUACGAAGAAUUUACGAGACUUUUACUUUAAAGUGCUGAACGCCUGUAUCCUUACAAACAAAUAUUAGUGACGCAACAACAAACCAACUGCAAAGGCAACAAAAAAAAUAUAUAUAUGCUAACUUUAUAUA